UUCGACAUUCGCAUUUUAGUGGACAGAAACUGUUACCCUAAGAUGGAAUCUGCGGUAGAUUCUGUCGUUGCCCGGCCACGGAUGGUCUUCGUUGAAGGGGAAGAGUUCGAUCUGAGGAAGUUACCAGAGCAGUGUAAGAUCAGCAACUGCCUUCGCAAUUGCAAAGACGAGAUCGAGGAUUGCGGAAUAGUACCAAGGACCUUGUCGCAAACAGUGGGUAAUGCUGUGAUUUUUCUUAAACUUGCUGUCUUCUCUUUCGCUGCUUGUGGUAACUUCAUUUUGCAAAAUGAGAUUUUCACUGCUUGGUUUAACACAACUAAGUUGCUUGGGAAGAUCGAAAGUAAUUUUCUACGCAUGAAAAUCGGCAUGUCGGACGCUUUGCAGAAUAUGCAUAUAGGAUAUGUGCACGCCUGGGAGGGACAUGAACAACUUGCAAAAAACUGCUUUAGAACUGCCUCGGCUAAGAUGCAGGAAAUGCGUGGUUAUCUGCCUGGGUUGCUUGCUGAAGUUAGCGCUAUCUUGGAUAACCUGAAUCAACUCCGCGACCGGUAUUCGCUGCAACGCCAAGAUAUUCAGAGAGAGUUCGAUACGAAAGUUAACCGAUUGAAGACGGGAAAGAGAAAUUUAACACAGAGGAAGAGAGAGGAAGAAAGGUCAAGUCGCAGAAGGCAACAAGGGAAAAAUGAUGACAUUAAUCGGUUACAAGAGCAGAGUAGCUUCUGCAAAUGGUUGUACGGGACUGAGCAAGCCAUUGAGCAACUGAGGCACGAAAGGGAGCAACUGGAAGCCGAAUUGGCCGUUAAUAACCAAACGUAUGACAACAUCAUCAACAGGCUUGCAGCAGAAUGCCAAAGGAAUGCUGAAGACGAUGCUGUCGUGAAAGCCAUUCAUGCGGCCAUCACGGCUGUAGGGCAUGUCAGGACCGGGCUACUUCAAUGUGAGGUUUUCCUAGAAAAAGUGUCUGACCAGCAGCUGAGGACAUUGUCGAGAAGCAUCGUGAUCCAGCCGGAACAGCCGGGACAGAAUAUUAGAGACGUCAUCACCUCUGAUUCGUUCAAGUUGAAUAUGGUGUUAUCCUACUGCCUGUUUAUGGCCCUUGAAGAUGUAUUUGGUUCCUGCGUCCGUGAAAUGCAUCAGUGCACUAGCUACUUCGCCCGGGAGAUGACCGCCAAUCCAACGCAGUGCGAGGCAAGGGCGCAUCUUGCGGACCCCCUCUGGAAUCAGGCCAACAACAACUGGUUGAACCAAGACACGGUUGAAGAUGAAGGCAGAGAGCUACCGUAUCGUGAACGCCCUAAUGGAGCAGAUCAUCAAAUCGAUAAUCAGAUCGCGGAUCGACCCUUGAACUUCAACUCUACUUUCAACGUAAUCCUUGGUAUCGCUGUCUUCCUUGCUGUCAGCUAUAUGUUAAACUAUUGCUUUGGAUUGAACUCUAUGUCUCCAUAAAAGAGGCUAGCGCGGCGCAUCUCUUAAAAGUAAAGAUUUUAACUGCUUUUGAGAUUUUGAAAAACCACUAUUGAUAAUACAUGUAUGUAUUUGUUGAUUUCGUACAAUGAUUGUACAGAUUGAAUAAUUUUGCUAAUAUAUAUAUAUAAUUCGCUGAAAAACCUCUACCGGUGCAUAGUUGUGUUGGCUGAAACACCAAGGUUUACAUGCAUUUACAGUGAUGACUGAUGGUUUAGUCUUCGUACACAUAAGGUCCUAAGGUGCACAGCAAUCAUUCGCCAUAUUUUAAGUCCACCAUGUUCCUAACGACCUCCAGAUAUAGUCUACAUCCAUCAAUGGUGCCGCUGCCAAUCAGUUUUUUCAGGAGCGAUUUACACAGUAGCAAUCAGAAGAAGAUGUGAUACUUCGUAACAUUCUUCAGAAUUAACUUGAAAGCUGAAGAAAUCGUCAAAAUGUGACAAAACGUGUAUGACAAUGUUCUUUAAAAGAAUUGUCUGGCUUUUGUCGUAGAACGAUAUUCGAUAGCGCAUUGGAAUUUCCCCUAAUCCUGCUUUUGAAAACCAGUCCUGCCUAAAACGUACACGUACAUUGCGUUUUUCAGUCAUUCAGCAUGCACAGUAGAGUUUUAUAAUGUCCUAUAUGUUAUUGACAUAUCACUAAUAACAGGUAGAUGACAUUUAAAGUGUCAAUUAUCAAGGACCGCGUGUCAGUCCGUUAUUCGUGUGUUCAGUCUUUCUAUAUACCGUAGUUAUGUUUGUAUGUGUGUUGGAAUAAAUGGCGUAUCGGUUAAGAAAUUGUCGUUC
Messenger RNA from Lineus longissimus, 2249 nucleotides. RefSeq lists its product as uncharacterized. Gene Ontology annotation, biological process: G protein-coupled receptor signaling pathway. The transcript has 3 exons. Lineage: Eukaryota; Metazoa; Nemertea; Pilidiophora; Heteronemertea; Lineidae. Bases 43 to 1446 code for a protein of 467 amino acids. The record is from RefSeq and is a predicted model, not a curated record.